CGUCUUCGCCAUUUGACUCUCUCUCUCUCUCUCUCUAAGCUACUACUAAUAAGCUAAACUAGCUCUGUUCUCUUUUGUUUCAUAUACAGUCCUGUACACUUCUUCUUCUUUACCCAAUCCUUCAUUUAUUACACACACUUCCCACAAUUCACAAUCAUAAACUCUCCCUCUCUCUCUUUCUUCUUUUUCUCUAUCUAUGUUUCUCUUCUUCAUCUUCUUCCAUUUUUCUCUUCAAAUAUGACUGGUACUAAUCAACUCAACCCCAGUGAAUCCAGGAGUGUUGUUCCAUUGAAUACGUAUGUGCUUAUUUCCAAUUUCAAGCUUGCUUACAAUCUUCUAAGACGAGCAGAUGGAACGUUCAACCGAGAUUUAGCAGAGUUUCUCGACAGAAAAGUGCCGGCAAACGCGAUUCCUGUUGAUGGGGUAUUUUCGUUUGAUCAUGUAGAUCGAAACAGUGGUUUAUUCAACCGAGUUUAUCUACCAUCUUCAGAGAAUGAAUCUCAAUGGGGUGUUGUAGAUUUGGAGAAGCCAUUGAGCACUACAGAGAUUGUUCCUGUUAUAAUAUUCUUCCAUGGAGGAAGCUUCUCUCAUUCAUCAGCAAACAGUGCUAUCUACGACACGUUUUGCAGAAGACUGGUGAGCCUUUGUAAAGCCGCGGUUGUUUCGGUUAAUUACCGACGAUCGCCGGAGCAUCGGUUUCCAUGUUGUUAUGAGGAUGGUUGGAAUGCACUCAAAUGGGUGAAAUCAAGAAAGUGGCUUCAAAGUGGGAAGGAGAAGAAAGUUUAUGUUUACAUGGCAGGUGAUAGUUCAGGUGGCAACAUUGUUCAUCAUGUAGCAGUGAAAGCUUCAGAAGAGAAAAUUGAGGUUUUAGGGAACAUUCUUCUUCAUCCAUUGUUUGGUGGUGAAAAGAGAACAGGUUCUGAAAUUAGAUUAGAUGGAAAGUACUUUGUUAGAUUACAAGACCGUGAUUGGUAUUGGAGAGCUUUUUUACCAGAAGGUGAAGAUAGAGACCACCCUGCUUGUAACCCGUUUGGUCCUAAAGGGGUAAAAAAUCUAAAAGGACUCAACAAGUUUCCCAAAAGUCUUGUUUGUGUUGCUGGUUUGGAUCUUUUACAAGAUUGGCAAUUGGCUUAUGUGGAAGGUCUGAGGAGUUUUGGUCAAGAGGUUAAACUUCUUUUCCUUAAGGAGGCUACUAUUGGUUUUUACUUCUUGCCUAAUAAUGAUCAUUUCUAUUGCCUUAUGGACGAAAUCAAGAACUUUGUUAAUCCUAAUUGUUAAUACUAUUACUAAACCUUACCCUUACUUAACAAAAGCUUCAAUUUUUCAUUUGGGUUUAUUUUGUUUUUUCUCUCUCUCUAGUGUUUGUACUUUUUUAUUACUUAGUGGUGUAAUGGUGUGUACUUAUAAUAGAGUUAUGAAGCAUUACUAACUAUUAUUAAAACAUCUAUGGUGGUCAAUUUAAGAGAUGAGAUUGAAGAUUAGGUAUUGAUUGAUGGUUUUGUAUUUGGGGAUUGUAUUUUCCUUUGUAGUACUAAUUAGUGAAUAUUACAUGGAGAACAUCAAAACCUCUCUCUAUAUAAAUAUAUAUAUAGUUUGUGUUGGAA
This is a messenger RNA of Lathyrus oleraceus (garden pea), 1604 nucleotides long. Its product is annotated as gibberellin receptor GID1B. The transcript is spliced from 2 exons. The record is from RefSeq and is a predicted model, not a curated record. Bases 238 to 1278 code for a protein of 346 amino acids. Gene Ontology annotation, molecular function: hydrolase activity; gibberellin binding. Gene Ontology annotation, biological process: raffinose family oligosaccharide biosynthetic process; floral organ morphogenesis; positive regulation of gibberellic acid mediated signaling pathway. Gene Ontology annotation, cellular component: cytoplasm; nucleus. NCBI's taxonomy places the organism in Eukaryota, Viridiplantae, Streptophyta, Magnoliopsida, Fabales, Fabaceae.